Messenger RNA from Aspergillus ochraceoroseus IBT 24754, 884 nucleotides. RefSeq names its product putative glutamine-serine rich protein MS8. The coding region runs from base 1 to 714 and encodes 237 amino acids. Lineage: Eukaryota; Fungi; Ascomycota; Eurotiomycetes; Eurotiales; Aspergillaceae. The transcript is spliced from 4 exons. The record is from RefSeq and is a predicted model, not a curated record.
AUGUCUGACCCAUACGGCAAUCACUCCCAAUACAAUCAGUACAGCGGUGCACCUCCGCCUCACGAUCAGUACAACUCCGGAUAUUACGGAGGCCAACAAGGCAAUUAUCCCCCUCAGGACCAGUACGGACAGUACGGGCAGCACGGACAACAUCCCCAACAGGGUUACUAUCCGCCCCAGAUUACUCAGAAUAAACAAUCCUACAAUCAGAACCCCAACGAGCAUUAUCCUGGCAGCCCUCCCCCUUACGGACAACAAGGAUAUCCUCCCCAUGGUCAACCACCCCAACACAGCGGACCACCGGGGAACCCGCCCUACGGCCAAGACCCACACAUGAACUAUGGCAACGAUCGUGGCCACUCCCCAUACCCUCCCCAGCAACAACAGUACCAUCAAAGCGAGAGCGCAGGCUACUACGGCGGCCAGCCAGCACACUCUCCCCAACCAGGCCACGGCGGCCCGGUUCCAGGUGGUCCAGAAGGUGAAAGGGGUUUGGGUUCUACAUUGGUUGGUGGAGCUGCUGGCGGUUUCCUGGCGCAUAAGUUUGGAGGUGGUGCGUUGGGAACCGCGGGCGGCGCACUUGCAGGUGCUGUGGGAUUGAAUAUGGCUACUAAUGCGGCCAAAAAGCAUAAGAAGCACAAGAAAGAGAAAAAGCACAAGCACAAGCACAAGCGCAGCGGCUCCAGUUCCUCAAGCUCUAGCUCUAGUAAUUAGAUUCAGGACGAUUGCUUGUAUCCUUUUUGCCUUUUUCCUCGGCGGGCAUGAAGACAGUCAUAUUAUUAAAUCCCAUACUGCUCUCCACGGUUGAAUUUAAUUGAUACCAUUACUGUUAUAUUCUCAAGGAUUCAGAUAAAAAAAAAGUAAUAGUUGUAUCACCUGUUUCU